CCGCACGGCCGUGAAGAAGAUCGGGAAUCAUGUUUUGAAGUGAGCAGUUGCUACUGUUUACUUCUCAAAAACACAUUAUUUUCAAUAUAUAUUACCCCAGCAGUCUUAUACGGAAAUGUCUCUCUGCUGGCUAGUGCGUCAAGAUGAUUCUCAUAAACCCAUUCAGCUUUAUCACCAUCAACCUGUGAUUCUGGGUCGAGGACCGGAAACUAAGAUUAAAGACAAAAAGUGCUCCAGAGAGCAAGUUGAAUUGAUGGCUGACUGCAACAGAGGAUUUGUCAGUGUUAAACAGUUAGGUGUGAAUCCUACAAAUGUGGACUGUGUGGUUGUGGGCAAAGGCAAUCAGGUAACGAUAAAGCCCGGCCAAAGACUUCACAUGGUCAAUCAGCUAUAUCCAUACACAGUGAAGUUCACUGAAGAGACAUCCACACCCAGAUCUUUUGCAGCGGGGAUCAAACCCACCAAAAGACCCCAUCAGAAGAGCGAGAACCCUGCAAACAUAUCAACAUCGUCCCAUACAGACCAUCACGCAAUGUAUAGUGGUUCACCUCCACAAAAAAAGACAACACCACCAGGCUCUGAUAAAUCAGAAUCUGCAGGUCAUUGGAGUCAAGGCCUUAAAGUAUCAAUGCAGGACCCAAAGAUGCAAGUGUAUAAAGACGACAGGGUGGUGGUCAUCAAAGACAAGUACCCGAAGGCGCGGUACCAUUGGCUGGUGUUGCCGUGGGACUCCAUCUCCAGUCUGAAGGUUCUGAGAUCAGAACACUGCGACCUGCUACAACACAUGCAGCACGUUGGGGACAGGAUGGUGCAGCAGUGUCCGGACGCUCAAAAACUUCGCUUCCGUCUGGGUUAUCACGCCAUUCCCAGCAUGAGUCACGUUCACAUGCAUGUAAUCAGCCAGGACUUUGACUCGCCUUGUUUAAAGAACAAGAAACAUUGGAAUUCCUUCACUACUGAAUAUUUUAUUGAGUCUCAAGAUGUCAUUGCAAUGCUGGAAGCAGAUGGAAAGGUCACGGUUAAGGAAAGCACAAAUGAACUAUUGAAGCGUCCUCUGCGCUGUCACGUUUGCCAUAAAGAGCAAUCAACAAUCCCAAAACUGAAAGAUCAUCUCUCAACUCACCUGUCUUGACUAGUUAACAUUUUGUUUGUAUAAUCUGUUGCGAAUUAAAUAACUUGUUUGUUCUGGUUAUACUGUGUUUUGAUCUGGGACUUGCAUAUUAAUCCUUAUCAUAGAGGAUUUGUACC
Triplophysa rosa is the source of this 1248-nucleotide messenger RNA. RefSeq names its product aprataxin (gene aptx). Gene Ontology annotation, biological process: single strand break repair; double-strand break repair. Gene Ontology annotation, cellular component: nucleus. Bases 116 to 1132 code for a protein of 338 amino acids. Gene Ontology annotation, molecular function: mismatched DNA binding; single-strand break-containing DNA binding; single-stranded DNA binding. Lineage: Eukaryota; Metazoa; Chordata; Actinopteri; Cypriniformes; Nemacheilidae. The transcript has 9 exons. The record is from RefSeq and is a predicted model, not a curated record.